AUGAUUGUGGACUUCAGGAAGAGCACUGUCCCCCCGCCCCCACCCUCCGUGAUGGACUCCCCCAUCACCUCUGUGGAGUCCUUCCGUUUCCUGGGCACCACCAUCACCCAGGACCUCAAGUGGGAGCCGACCAUCAGCUCCCUCAUCAAGAAGGCCCAGCAGAGGAUGUACUUCCUGCGGCAGCUCAGGAAAGCCAAGCUGCCUGCACAGAUGUUGGUGCAGUUCUACACGGCCAUCAUCGAGUCCAUCCUCACCUCCUCCAUCACCGUGUGGUUCGCUGGAGCCACAGUCAGGGACAAACGGAGACUACAGCGCAUUGUGCGCUCUGCAGAGGAAGUGAUCGGCCGCAGCCUUCCAUCGCUGCAGGACCUAAUCAUCCAAACAAUUCCCUCCAAAGAAGAAAAGAGAGGAACUCAGCAGCAGCACCAAGAAACCAGCUGUUUCCAUGGUCCACUGGAGGUCUGUGGAGGAGUGUGGAGGUCUGUGGAGGCCUGGGGAGGAGUGUGGAGGAGUGUGGAGGAGUGUGGAGGCCUGGGGAGGAGUGUGGAGGCCUGUGGAGGAGUGUGGAGGUCUGUGGAGGCCUGGGGAGGAGUGUGGAGGAGUGUGGAGGUCUGUGGAGGCCUGGGGAGGAGUGUGGAGGCCUGGGGAGGAGUGUGGAGGCCUGUGGAGGCCUGGGGAGGAGUGUGCACCAGAGCAGCUCAAUCUUCUGGGUUUGAGAUCCUCCAGAGAGAUUACAGUCUCUCCUAA
Messenger RNA from Knipowitschia caucasica, 747 nucleotides. Lineage: Eukaryota; Metazoa; Chordata; Actinopteri; Gobiiformes; Gobiidae. The record is from the annotation of a GenBank genome assembly.